CCGGUCACCGGGGCCGCUCGUUACCAUCAAUUUCAGGAAAUGGAUUUCAGCACGAGAGGAGCGAUCGGGAGCCCGAACGCCCCCCACGGCGCGUGGUUGUAGGAAGAGAUCAAAAGGCGCGUGGUCGGCGCGUCUGCCGCCUCCGUUUUAUUCUCACAGCUCCUCGCCGGGUACAGUUCUCUGCAGCGCGUGCUGCUGAUCGGUCGGCAGCGUCGUCAGGAGAGCGGCCGUUCUGUUCCGUGCUGUGUUGUGGAUGAGCGCGCCUGUUUGUUGCGUGUGUAUGUGUGGUUUGCGCGUGAACCGGAUAAAUCAAAGGCCAAGCAGGCCAGCGCGAGCAAGCAAGAAAGGCAGGCAGGCAGGCGAGCAGUCAGUCAGGGCAGAGAGAGGCAGCCCGCGAGCGCUCAGCUAGCAACCGUACGCUGCGAGAGAUGGUCACGUCCACACCGGGGAUCCUCCUGCUGCCGAUGCUAAUGUGUCUCCAGCACUGCAUCAACGUCAACGGUACUAAGACAGAAUGUGAGGCCAGCCAGUUUCAGUGUGGAAACGGUCGCUGCAUCCCGUCCGUCUGGCAGUGUGAUGGAGACGAGGACUGCACCGACGGCAGUGAUGAGAACUCCUGUGUUAGGAAGACUUGUGCAGAGGUGGACUUCGUGUGUCGCAACGGCCAAUGUGUACCUAAGCGAUGGCACUGUGAUGGGGAGCCGGACUGUGAGGACGGGUCAGACGAGAGCGUGGAAAUCUGCCACAUGAGGACGUGCCGUGUGAACGAGUUCAGUUGCGGAGCGGGCUCCACUCAGUGUAUCCCCAUCUUCUGGAAAUGUGACGGAGAGAAGGACUGUGAUAAUGGAGAGGACGAGGUCAACUGUGGUAACAUCACCUGUGCUCCAAACGAGUUCACGUGUGCCAGCGGCCGCUGCAUCUCCCGGAACUUUGUGUGCAACGGCGAGGACGACUGUGGCGACGGCUCCGACGAGGUAGAGUGCGCUCCGUCCUCCUGCGGUCCCAGUGAGUUCCAGUGUGGCAGCUCGUGCAUCCCGGCAAGCUGGGUGUGCGACGACGAUGUCGACUGCCAGGACCAGUCAGAUGAGUCUCCGUCUCGUUGCGGCCGUCACCCGACGCCGCCGGCCAAAUGUUCGUCCAGUGAGAUGCAGUGCCGCUCAGGAGAGUGUAUUCACAAGAAGUGGAGGUGUGAUGGAGACCCCGACUGCAAGGAUGGCAGCGACGAAGCAAACUGUCCUGUGCGCACCUGUGGACCCGAUCAGUUCAAAUGUGAUGAUGGAAACUGUAUCCUGGGCAGCAGACAGUGUAACGGCCUCAGAGACUGUGCCGACGGAUCAGACGAAGUCAGCUGCAAAAACAUGACUCAGUGUAACGGGCCAGAGAAGUUCAAGUGUCGCAGCGGGGAGUGUAUCGAGAUGAGCAAAGUGUGCAACAAGGCCCGAGACUGUCCCGACUGGAGCGACGAACCAAUCAAGGAAUGCAAUCUAAACGAGUGUCUCCUGAACAACGGCGGCUGCUCUCACAUCUGCAAAGACAUGGUGAUUGGCUUUGAGUGUGACUGCACUCCUGGACUUCAGCUCAUAGAUCACAAGACCUGCGGAGACAUCAAUGAGUGUCUGAACCCCGGCAUCUGCAGUCAGAUCUGCAUCAACCUGAAGGGAGGGUACAAGUGCGAAUGCCACAACGGCUACCAGAUGGAUCCAACCACCGGUGUCUGCAAGGCUGUUGGUAAAGAGCCCUGCCUGAUUUUCACAAACCGCCGUGACAUCCGUCGCCUGGGGCUGGAGAGGAAGGAGUACACUCAGAUUGUGGAGCAGCAGAGAAACGCAGUGGCUCUGGAUGCAGACUUUAACCAGCAGAUGAUCUUCUGGGCUGACCUGGGCCAGAAGGCCAUUUAUAGCACUUUGCUGGACAAACGAGGGGACAUCGGCACCCAUAACAAAGUUAUAGACAAUGUCCAGACUCCAGUGGGAAUCGCCGUGGACUGGAUCUAUAAGAACUUGUAUUGGUCUGAUCUCGGCACCAAAACCAUUUCUGUAGCCAACUUCAAUGGAACCAAGCAGAAAGUUUUGUUCAACAGAGGCCUCAAAGAACCAGCAUCCAUUGCGGUGGAUCCACUGUCUGGGUUUCUGUACUGGUCUGACUGGGGCGAGCCGGCCAAGAUUGAGAAAUCCGGUAUGAAUGGAGUGGACAGGCAGGUUCUGGUGGCGACGGACAUUCAGUGGCCUAAUGGAAUCACCCUGGAUCUGAUCAAAGGCAGGUUGUACUGGGUCGACUCUAAACUGCACAUGCUCUGUAGCGUCGACCUGAACGGAGACAACAGGAAGAAAGUACUCCAGUCUCAAGACUACCUGGCUCAUCCUUUCGCUCUCACUGUUUUUGAGGAUCGAGUCUUCUGGACAGAUGGUGAAAAUGAAGCUAUCUACGGAGCAAACAAGUUCACCGGCUCUGACGUGGUGACGCUGGCCAGUAACCUGAAUGACCCCCAGGACAUCAUAGUUUACCAUGAGCUAAUCCAGUUGUCAGGAACUAACUGGUGCACAGAGAAAGGUGAAAAUGGAGGCUGUAGCUACAUGUGUCUGCCUGCACCGCAAAUCAACAAACACUCCCCCAAAUACACAUGUGUGUGUCCAGAGGGACAGGAGCUGGCUGCUGAUGGCUUACGCUGCAGACCCGACACUUCUACCAAAGGUCCCUCAAAGGAUGAUGGGAAAGCUCUAAUACAGCCACCCCCAGAAGCCAACGUGAGCACGUCCAUCCAGGUGGACUCCACAGCCAGAGGGUCUGCUGCUGCCUGGGCCAUACUGCCUGUCUUGCUGCUGGCGAUGGCUGCAGCGGGCGGCUACCUGAUGUGGAGAAACUGGCAGCUGAAAAACCAGAAGAGCAUGAACUUUGACAACCCGGUCUACCUGAAGACCACAGAAGAAGACCUCAACAUCGACAUCACCCGGCACAGCGCCAACGUAGGACACACCUACCCAGCGAUUUCGAUAGUGAGCACAGAUGACGAUUUAUGAUGAUCGUCCUGGUUAUUCUGCUUUUACGGCAACCCGUAGCAUUACGAGGCGCCUCCUCGUUCCCAUGCCGACGGUAGUCCGUAGCAGCAGCAGCCCUUAACCGUACGACCACAUGCCUCCUGAAGUGCAUUAUGUCAUUAUCUGUGGAGAGGAUGACCGAAAGAAAUGUUAUUUAUUAUGUGAAUACUACAAUGAAAUAAGUGUCAAGUGUCACUCCAAAAUGAAGUGUUAAAGAUUUGUUUUGUCGUUUUGGUCCUCAUUAUUUUCAAGAAUCGGACACCUUGUUCUGUUUUUUUUGCUCCGUCCUCUUAAAAGGAGUCCGAUGCCAUCUUUUUCUCACAGCUGCAGGUGAGACAAACACCUCGUAGGGGGCUUUCUGUGUUCACACUGAACUGGAGAACUAACAAGAGGAUACUCUUCUUCUCUAACCAAACAACUCUGCUGGACAGGAUUUAAAACUGGAUCUCAGCUGUCGGUACCUGACUUGACACGUGUUAAAGACCACAAGACUCCUUUUUGACCAUAUUCAGAGUGGAGAGCAGUAAAGUCAUUUAAGAGUGACGGAAACUUGGUCCCAAGUUUAUUCCUUACCCGUUCUGAUCCAACAGGCUCAGAUGUGUGUAUUUAUUUACCAUCAUGUUUUGGCAGUAAUAUCUAAGAUGCAAGUUUUCUUCAUUUUUAUUAUAUUUUAUUUCAGUGUUAAUUAUUAUUGUUGUUGUUUAUUAUAAAAGCUGUGUAAGGAUCACCAUGGUUACAGCAUUUGUAAAACAAUUGUAUAGAUUUACCCAUCAUCCCUCAAAGACAUAACAGUCAAUCAGGACUCUCCUCAAUGCACUUUGACAAAUGUUCCUUGUGUAAAUAAGAUUGUAUACAUUUGACUUGAAUUCAAUUUUUUGCUAUGGUUGGAUAUCGUACCGGGGUUGGAGCUCAGAUGUAUUUAACAAGAAAGAAAGUUGAAAAAGUUUCCAAAAAAAAAACAACUGAAUUUGGUAAAACUAUUUUGUAUGUUUGUGUGCUGUCGCCGUGAACUU
This is a messenger RNA of Micropterus dolomieu (smallmouth bass), 4048 nucleotides long. It is a transcript of the gene vldlr, whose product is annotated as very low density lipoprotein receptor. Lineage: Eukaryota; Metazoa; Chordata; Actinopteri; Centrarchiformes; Centrarchidae. The record is from RefSeq and is a predicted model, not a curated record. The transcript has 20 exons. Gene Ontology annotation, molecular function: protein binding; calcium ion binding. The coding region runs from base 429 to 3017 and encodes 862 amino acids.